Molecule: messenger RNA, 5583 nt
Organism: Mustela erminea (ermine)
Lineage: Eukaryota; Metazoa; Chordata; Mammalia; Carnivora; Mustelidae
Gene: TTLL8
Product: tubulin tyrosine ligase like 8
Exons: 13
Coding region: 382-2877 (831 amino acids)
Biological process (GO): cilium movement; cilium assembly; protein polyglycylation
Cellular component (GO): cilium
Molecular function (GO): protein-glycine ligase activity, initiating
Source: RefSeq, a predicted model, not a curated record
CCCGCUCGCCUCGGAACCCCGGCCCUGUGCCCCUGCGGAUGCCGGACAGCUCCCCGCGCCCCGUCCGGCUCGAGCCCUCGGGAUCCCCGACGCGCCCGCCCCAGCGCAGGGACCGCGGACCCCGACCCCCGCCCCCACCGCCCCGGGCCCCAGACUCCCGGACGUGGUGCUCGGAAGCCCAGAACCGCUCUUCCGCGGACGCCCGGCCUCCACCCCAGCCCGGCCCGGCCCGCGCCCUCACCUCGCCCUCGGGAGCGCAGACCUCCCCCUGCGCACCUAGACUGGCCCCUCUCUCCCCAGACUGCCCCGACCCUACACCUGCGCUCCCCGCAGCCUGGCUUUAGAGCCCCGCCCCGCGUCGCCCCGCGUCGCCCCGCGGGGAUGCCCUCCGGCCCGGAGCCCUCGCCGACGCCCCCUCUCCUUGCAGGGGCGCGAGCGGGCGCGAGGAGGGGCGAGCUGCCGGAGGCCGGCAUGGAGCCCGCAGAGAGGAAGAGGCUCCCGUCCGCUUCCCUGGAAGGAGACCCCGGAGAAGAGAACAAAUUAAAACGAGGAAUUUCCCAAGACUCGACUUCUUCCCCCAAAUUAGACAGAUACAAAAUAGCAAGACAAUUAACAGAAAAGGCCAUCAAGGAAAAGAAGAUUUUCUCCAUCUACGGGCACUACCCGGUGAUACGGGCCACCCUUCGAAGAAAGGGCUGGGUGGAGAAGAAGUUCCACUUUUUGCCCAAGGUCAUCCCGAAUGUGGACGAUGACAAUGCAGGGGUGACUGAACACAAACACACUGAAGGCAAAGAAAAUCAAGAAGCGGCUCUGGAGACGACAGACGACAUCCACGAUGUGAUGUCCAGGUUGGUAAAGAACGAAAUGCCGUACUUCCUCUGGACUGUCAAGAGGGACGUGGUCGACUGUCACAGCCUGAGCUGCGACCAGAUGCUGAACCACUACGGGAAGACGGCCUCCUUCACCACCAAGAUCGGGCUGUGUGUGAACAUGAGGAGCCUGCCGUGGUACGUCCAAGCCGACCCUGACUCCUUCUUCCCCCGCUGCUACGGCCUCUGCUCUGAGAGCGAGAAGCAGGAAUUCCUGGAUGACUUCCGGCGCACGGUGGCCUCCAGCAUCCUCAAGUGGGUGGUCAGCCACCAGAGCCACAGCGGAGGCAAGCCCGGCGGCAGAGGGGAGGCCUGCGACCCCGGCCCCAGCAACCGGAAAGCUUCCCAGAGUGCGGACUCCCGGCUCACAGGCCUCUCGGGACAGCUCGUGGACACUGCGUGCAAGGUGUGCCAGGCCUACCUGGGGCAGCUGGAGCACCGGGACAUCGAUGUCCCCGAGGACGCCGGCAAGGGCCUCACGGAGGACGAGUGGAAGGAGCUGACGGAGCAGUACUACUCCCUCAUUCACGGUGACGCCUUCAUCUCCAGCUCGAGAAACCACUUCUCGCAGUGCCAGGCUCUGCUGAACAAAAUCACGUCCGUGAACCCGCAGACGGAGAUCGACGGGCUUCGCAACAUCUGGAUCAUAAAGCCGGCGGCCAAGUCCCGGGGCCGAGACAUCGUGUGCAUGAACCGCGUGGAGGAGAUCCUGGAGCUGGUGGCGGCUGACCACCUCUCUGCCAAGGACAACAAGUGGGUGGUGCAGAAGUACAUUGAGACCCCGCUGCUCAUCUACGGCACCAAGUUCGACAUCAGGCAGUGGUUCCUGGUCACCGACUGGAACCCGCUGACCAUCUGGUUCUACAAGGAGAGCUACCUGCGUUUUUCCACACAGCGCUUCUCCCUGGAGAGCCUGGACAGCGCCAUCCACCUGUGCAACAACUCCAUCCAGAAGCACCUCAAGAACGACAAGGGCCGCAGCCCCCUGCUGCCCUACCACAACAUGUGGACCAGCACCCGCUUCCGCGAGUACCUGCAGAAGCGAGGCCGCGGGGCCGUGUGGGUGGGCGUCAUCUACCCCGCCAUGAAGCGGGCCGUGGCCAACACCAUGCGCGCGGCCCAGGACCGCGUGGAGCCGCGCAAGAACAGCUUCGAGCUGUUCGGGGCCGACUUCGUCCUGGGCCGCGACUUCCAGCCCUGGCUCAUCGAGAUCAACUCCAGCCCCACCAUGCACGCGUCCACGCCCGUCACGGCCCGGCUGUGCGCGCAGGUGCAGGAGGACACCAUCAAGGUGGUGCUGGACCGCAGGGCGGACCGCAGCUGCGACAUCGGCAACUUUGAGCUGCUGUGGAGACAGCCUGCCGUGGAGCUGCCCCCCUUCCACGGGUCCGACCUCUGCGUGGAGGGCGUCAGCGUGAGGAGAGCCAGGAAGCAGAUGCCGGCCAUCUCCAGCGUGAAUCUCCCGUCUUCCCUCUGGGACAUGCAGCCCCUGAAAGUGAGGUGCCCCUCGGCCAUGCCCAGCCCGCCUCUAGGAGCCCCCCCCACGGUGCCGCAGCAAGACCCGAGGCUGAGCGAGGCGCAGGCCGGGCCCCGCACCUUGCCCGCGCCCCUCUGGAGGGCGGCCGCCAGGAGCCGCAAAGCGCGGUCCGCCACCGCCCCGUCGGUCGGGAAGAUCGAGCUCCCCACUUGUAACUUCCAGCAUGUAGACAGCAGGGCCCUGAAAACUGGUCCGACCGACGCUGAGUCCGACAGACCCUCGGAUCCGAAGAUACCAAACGAGCCCGCGCUGCCGCCUGCGCUUCCCAGCGUGAAGACGGCGGAGGGUGCCCUGCUCCAGCGGCCCAAACCGCCAGUGGUGUUCACUCAGCAUUUGAUCCCCCCAUGUCUCCAGCGGCAGCAGUGCUGGGUUCCUCUGGGGAAGGCAGAACGGGGCUCCAGGUGCGGGCUGGGUUCACAUCUGCUCCGUGUGGCUUCCUGGGGUGUCGUCCUCGCACAGCAGACGGUAUAGACGAGAGAGCAGGCCGGACCACGCGAGCACAGGGAGGCUUCACUCACACCACAUCUGCACGCAUGGGACUGGCCAAAACUCAGGUCAGUGGGCGAGGAAGGAUACGUCGCUACCGGAGGAGGGGGAGAGGCACACGUCUGGAACAAUAACCAAAUACACGGUAGUCGGGUCUCUAGGUCCCCAGGACUCACUCACCUCCUGUCAUCAAGAUAUGCUCCUGCCCUCUGCUCCAGAAGCCUGAUUGUGACGUCAGGCUCCAGCCCCAGAUCUCACGGCUCUACUCAGCUCUGGAUUCUCCAUCAGGCCUCUUCAUCUGGAUAACCGUGAGUCAGGAAGACAAGUCCAGCCGGGAAUUAACCUGGCCUGUGGCUGUUUCAUGGGUGCUAACGGAAGACACGAGAUGCCUAGACCAGAGACCAAGGACGUUAUUACUCAUGGCCCAGCACGAGCAUCAGCACACCUGUGACAGUCCCAGGAAGAGGAGACGCCACGGACCAGUUCGUGUCACCGCCGAGGAGCACUGAUUUGGGGAGUCCGCCGCUUUAACCGCAAGCAGUAAGCAACUCUGCUCUUGACCUGAAGGGAGACACUCUCUCAUCCCUCAGGACUGCUCCCUGCACACAUGACCCUGAGACACGACCCCGGUGAAGGCUAGUCAGAGCCUUGCACUCUCGGCACACCCAACAAAAUGUGUAGGGCACUCAAAAGACCCAUGGAGGACCGUGUCUCCCAACAACCCACCUGCCAGUCCUGCUGGGCCUCUGCUGGGUUUCGACUGGUGAGUACCCCUCUACCGGCCGUUCCGACUCACGUGGCCUGCAGAGGCUUAGACCGAAGCCAUUCAAUUUGUCUGGUUCAUGUUUGUUUAGGGCUACCUUCCUCAGGCUCCAAGUAGCAGGAAGAAGCCAGUCUGCGGCUGUCCCCCCGCCGCCCCCCGGUGCCCAGGCCUAGACGUGUUCUAAGUCCCAGGAGGCCCGGACUGCUUGGAUUUCCGACCGCCAGGAUACGGUCUACUUCAGUCCGGUCCCCGUGAAGACCCACGCAGCUGAAUGUGGGUUGACCUCUGAUCUUCCAUGUCCUUGCCGACAUAGGGCGGAACGGGUGGGCUGAAGGGCAUCCCCGACCCCCACCCCCCGCUGGAGACGGUUUCCGUGGUCCACUCAGCCUGCCCGUCCCAUGUGAACUUGCUUCUCCUGAGCCACCCGAGGAGCAAGGCUGAGAUCUGCAUCCCGGCGGCCGCACCCACAGCCUGCGGGUAGCGGUGGGUGGCCCCGGGGCCGGCUAGACCCAGUCAGCGGCUCCUUGAGCGCACGGCACGCCAGGUCUGUGAAGCAGAGAGCACCGCAGCCCCUGUCCCGCACCUCUGGGCCCCACAAGCUCCCGCAAGAGGCGCAGUCCUGUCCAUCCAUAGCCACAGGACGGGCUCUUGCACCAUCUCCUCCUCCCAUCUGGAACAUUCAUCUCAAGGGCCGGGGCCGCUGGGGUGCACAGUAACCCUGUCUCGGUGCUCCAGGACCCUUGCCUCCCCCGCAGGGGAGUGCGGGUGGCAGGCUGGGAUGGAGUGUGAACCCCGUGGGCCGCCGUCAGGCCUUGCUGCCGGCAGAAGGGUGCACGGCCCAGGGGCUGCCCGGGGGGGAGAGAAGCUCUGUGCCCAGCCAAGAGGACAUGGCCACUUUCCCCUGAAGGAGGUGGGGGAGCAGAACACAGUCCCAGCCCUGGACAGUGCCACGCGGAUGGCAGGAAGCCCGGAUGCCACUGAGCACCCUAGCCACCAGUCCAUCGCCGGUUGCCGAGCUGGCAAAAGGCACGCGACCGCAGAUGGGCCCAGGGUCAGCCGACCGCAGCCUGCAGCCUGCUGCUCUGUGGCCUGAGAGCUGAGAAUGGGCCUUACUUUUUCAAAGGGUUAUAAAAAAACCGCAGCAGAGAGCAUGUGACAGACAUCCCUCUGUCCCUGUCCUAGAAGGUUUGCCGCCCCCUCCACGGAUGGUGCCUGAGACCACGCAGUCUGUCCUGCAGCCACCCCGCUGGCACCCCCUUCGGAUCAGGCGGACUUCCCGCCUCCUGAGUCCCCACGGCUCUGCUCCCUUAGGUCUCCAGGCAGGGCGCGACCGGUCCCUACCACCCACGGGCAGUUCUGCAGCCCAGGCCGCCUGCCGCUCCGGGGACCGCCACGCGCCGGAGCCCAGACUAUGCAGUCGCCCCGUGUGGCCAACAGCUCCUGGCCCCGGAGCUCCAGCCGACAUUUCCCCGACACGGGACUGCACAGCUGGGUCGGUUCAGCCCAGACGAGCCACACUUGCUUCCAGGCUACCGGCUGGGGUCGGGCCAGCUCCCCGGGACCCUCCUCCUUGGGCCAGUGGCUGCCCAGCCUGAGUUUGUCCAAGUCAGCGCGCCAACCCCGCCUGCGCGCCCGGAGCCUCGGCGCAGCGUCCGGGCUGACAGCAGGUGCCCAGCGGGCGGGAGGCUCCGCACCGGCAGGCAGCUCCCGGCCUGCGCUCGCACACGCAGUCCAGGACCCACCUGUCGACUUCGAAGGCAGGAGGGAAGGAGGGAAAGCUGGCUGGGACUUUGGCGGGGAUCACCUUGAAGGGGCAGACCAGUUUGGGGAGAAUUGACACCUUUUAUAUUCGUGUCUUUCAAACCAUGAUCAUGAUCUACUCCAUUUAAUUAAAGCUCAACCGAUUCUUGGUGUUCUGUGGUGUUUUA